This is a messenger RNA of Numida meleagris (helmeted guineafowl), 7030 nucleotides long. It is a transcript of the gene CEP85L, whose product is annotated as centrosomal protein 85 like. Lineage: Eukaryota; Metazoa; Chordata; Aves; Galliformes; Numididae. Gene Ontology annotation, cellular component: centrosome. The transcript has 14 exons. The record is from RefSeq and is a predicted model, not a curated record. The coding region runs from base 98 to 2749 and encodes 883 amino acids.
AGGCAAAGCUGAGCCCUGGAGAGGGCAGGAGGCAAGUGGGCUGCCCACGGCUGAGCGGGUGUGCAGGACCAGGCAGCACAGCAUGGCAUAGCAUGACAUGACACAGCGCAGCAUGGCAUGGCUCAGCAUAGCAUCAUAUGGCACAACACAGCAUGGCAUAGCGUGGCAUGGCACAACACAGUAUGGUAUGGCACAGCACAGCAUGGCACAGUAUGACCUGACGCUAUAUGGCACAGCGCAGUGGAGCAGAACACGAGUGCAGAGGUCACAUAGCAACAGGAAGCUGCAGCAAAGGGAAUUCUCCUCGGAGCAAUCACACAAACAACACUGGCAGUGUGAAGGCACUGAAAGUUAUUAUGGUCCUUGCUUGACCAAAAGAAGGCAGGAUUUGAAGGAAUGUUUGCAGACCGGAGGCUUGCCUGCAUGUGGUCUCCACAUUGGCUCAGAUUAUUCCUCUGUGGGAUGGUUACCUGGUACUGAAUCCCUGUGGCAGUCCACAACCAUUGCGUCAAGCAGUCAAAGCAAUCCUGUAAGAAGACACAGUAUAGCUUCCGACAGCGGGGACACUGGGAUUGGUACCUCCUGUUCUGAUAGUGUGGAAGAUCAUUCAACUUCAAGUGGUACAUCCUCGUUUAAGCCCAGCCGAUCACUGGUUUCUAUUCCCACUGCCCAUGUGAUGCCGUCUAAUGCCAGCUCUUCACUUUCCAAACACAGGGAAGCUUUCAAGUCUGAUGGCUCUAAAUGGAGUACAAGCUUUGUACGGUCAGGAGGAGGCAGAAAUCCAGAUGCCCUGGACAAUUCUCUUGACAUGAAAGCUGCAAGACCUGUAAGAAAAUGGUCCUCCUUGUCUAAACUCAGCUCACCAAACACCUUCAGCCAAGAUGGCGGUAAUCAUUCAGUGGACUCGAGGGCUGGUAUGGACAAAGCUGUAUCACCACCAUUAAGGACAAAUGGGCCAAAUUGUUUGCAUGACAGCAUGGAAUUGCUAAAAAUUGAGGACAAGGAAAUAGGGAAAAAACGGUCUUCUCUACUGGACUGCAAAUACAAAUUUGAAACAUGCAGCAAAGAUGAUUUUGUUUCAGAUUCCUCGAGUAGGAGACAUGCCUUAGACUUGACCUACAGUGCCUUACCUGAAAGCAAACCUGUGGCAGCCAGCUGUGAAGCUUUUGGACAGAGAUAUACAACCUUGGGACAACAGGCUGUGAGUGGAGCUCCCAUACAGCCAGCAGUGAGGACUCAAAUGUGGCUUAAAGAACAGUUACGGUCAAAUCCUUUGGACUGCAGGACUGCAGAAGAGCCCUACGGUGUAGCUGCAUGGCAUGUGCAGCAGCUUGAAGACUUCAGGCCAGGAGGUGAAGAGCCUGUGCAGGUUCCGACUGGAACAUCUCGUCAGAGUUACCCUGCUACCACAUAUCAGGACUUCAGCAACUGGGAAUCUCUAAUGAAAAUUAAAGAGGGGCUGCUAAGACAGAAAGAGAUUGUGAUCGAUCGGCAAAAGCAGCAGAUUAACAAUUUACAUCAGAAGAUAAGAGAGAAUGAAUUACGAGCUCAACAUGCAAGACUGAGCCAUCUUGUGAACUGCGAAGAACCGUACAUGACUAAUUUGCAGCAACCGCAGUAUGAGAGUGCAUCACUGCAACCUCACGUUUCAGAAAGAUCAACAUCCCACCUUGAGGAGCUUGAGCGAAAGAUUGCAGUGGCUGAGAAUAAGGAGUUACAACUCAGUGAAUUUCUAAAGCAGAUUUCAAACAAAUCUAGCGAGGAGAAAAAGAAGAUGGAAGAAAAACUUAAAACAAGAGACCGCUAUAUUAAUAGCCUGAAAAAGAAAUGCCAGAAAGAGUCAGAGCAAAACAAAGAAAAGCAGAGACGAAUUGAAACCUUAGAAAAAUACCUGGCUGACCUACCAACGCUGGAUGAUAUAGAAGGUCAGACUAAACAGCUGCAAGUUCUAGAGGAGAAGAACAAGCAACUUCAAGAAACUGUGACUGAGUUGGAAAAGAAACUUGGAGAGGCUCGAUCUCAGUGUAGAGAGAGAGAAAUGCAACUGAUGUGUCAGAAGAAAAAAGAAAAAGAGCUGGUUACGACAGUGCAGAGCUUGCAACAGAAAGUAGAAAAAUGUCUGGAAGAUGGUAUUCGCCUUCCCAUGUUGGACACAAAACAGCUUCAGAGUGAGAAUGAAUGUCUCAAAGAAAAGAAUGAGAAAGCCAGUAAGGUCAUAGACAAUCAACGAAAACAGAUAGAGGGACUGAUUUUAGACAUGCAGUCUAUGCAAGAAAGGCUUUUGCAAGAAAAGAGGACAGUUCUGAAGAUGGCAAAUGAGCUUGAAGAAAAAGAAAGAAAUAUAGAACUGUUAAAUAAAACUGUCUCUGAAAACCAAAGACUGAUGGAAGAAAAUGCCUCUCUGAAGGAGCAGAUACGGCAGGUGGAACAGUCCCGGCAACCAGUGUCUGAAAAGAUGCCUGUAGCAGACCAGUUGUUCAAGGAAAUGUCCCAUUGCUUGUUUGACUUGAAAGCUCUGUGCAGUAUUCUUACCCAGAGAGCUCAGGGCAAGGAGCCUAACCUUUCCUUACUUCUGGGCAUCAGAUCACUGAACUGUUCAGCUGAAGAGAAUGAAAAUUAUCACAGUACAGAGACUCUUUCGAAGAAGCUCUUGGACGUUUGUCAGUUACGAAAGGAUAUUGAUGAAUUAAGGACGAUAAUGUCAGACCGUUAUGCUCAGGACAUGGGGGACAAUUGCAUCACUCAGUGACAACAUUUCAUCUAGUAGCAAAUGACUUAUUAAAUGCUGCUGUGUCACAGGUCUUUGCAUUUCUAUUAAGGAGCCAUAUUGGAAGAUAGCAAAUACCACUGCACAUGCCUCUCUGUGAGGAUCAUGCAUAUGUAGUCUUGGGAACCGGGUGGGGAGGGGAGAGUCAUGGUUUGAACAGAGUAGUACAGACUUCAAGAAGUCUUUCUUUUCUCCAAACUACUGAAUGUAGGAACAAGCUGUGAAGAAUGUUUCAGUUGGAUUCUCUUGUCUCCUUCAUUGGGGCUCAUUUUGUUGCUUCAACUAGUUUCUGGAGUCAGAGCAUUGGAACAGCUAUGCUGCUACUACUCUCAGUCCUUUCCUUCUUCAAGGGUUUGUGUGGCAUUACCUGCAUUCUGAAAUAAGUGCGGAGAGUCGAACGACCUUUGGCUGUAUGUGGUGAAGAUGGGAGCUUCGAAAAACUUCACUUAGCUGUAGGAACUGUGGUUGGAACCGUCCUAGAAUGCUACAAACAGUAAUUGCUCUUCAAGUUGCCUGAAGAAUUUGCUACAGGAGAUAUCUUGCUUUUAGUAGUAAUGGAUGUCUAGCUUGUUUGCCGAAGAAUGGAAGAAAAUCAACUUUCACUUCCUUUAUUCACAUGAAGCCCAUAAAAUUUAAGCAUUAUCAUGUUGCUUUUAGGAGUCUCAGUAACAUCAGGUCUGUAACAAGCCCAAAGAAACUGGGAGGCGUGAAACUGCAGUGUAGUACAUGGCUGUCCAAAAAGAAUAGACUGUAUUUUAGUGUUCAUACCAUAAUUACUUUUUUCUUCUGUCAUCUCCCUUUUUAAAUGUGGCUUCUCUGUAUCUAUAUCCCUGGAGACCUCUCAUGAGGUUGUAAAGAACCUCAACCAUUCUUUACUGCAGCUGCAAAAUGAGCGCUAGGCAUUUGGCAAAAUCAGGGCUCAAAACAGAAUGUCUCCUCUUACCAGUAUUAAAUUCUCAGUUAUCCAAGGACUGCAAAGUUUUCGACAUUGUUUGGUAAUUCUUGAUCUCUCCUUUCUUGUAGGAAGGGAUUACCUUAAAAAAAGGUCAUAUUCCAUAGUUUAUUCAGUGUCACUUGACAGUGCUACUUCACUUCUGUGGGGCAGAUAAAAUAUUAACACUUUCACUUUCCUGGAACAGUACUGAAAGUUAUCUAAAGAGUUGUGCAUGGUGUAAAAUAGUAUUUAACUGAAGGAAACAAAAACUCGUAAUGAGCAAAACCACUCUCAAAUCACAUUAUCAAGAAAAUAUAUGGCCUUUGGUCAUAUUAUGUGGUAUUAAAGUUUCAAGUGGCUAAGGUGCAAGUCAGUCUGCUGACCUGUAACAUGGAUAACAGCAGAAAUCACUUAGCAUAGAGGUUAGAAUUGUGUAAAUUCUAGGGUAACAUUUUUAUAGCAGAAGUUUUCUGAUGAUAUCUAUUUUAAUAGAAAAGAAAAUGGUUAUAGCAAUGUAGGCUGAAUUUACUAAUUUUAACUUGGUGUUUUGCUUUCUGUUCAUUGUUAUGCAGUUACUGUUAAUGUGUUCAUAAUUUUGUGAUUUUUUUUUUUUAGCUAUAAUGACUAAUUUAUUUGACACUUUUCUCUAUCAUGAACCUACACCUGGACUAAUCUGUGAAAAAUGGUGUUACAAUGUAUAUUGUUGCUACGCUGUAUUUUCAGAUAGAUUAAUCUGACUGGCCCAGCUCCUGUGGGCACUAAAACACUUAGAUUAAAUCUCAAGAGAAAUUAAAUUGCCUGGUAUCUCUGCUCUAAGGUUGAAGGAAAAAAAAAGGCCAUUUCAUUUUAAAUUGUUGAAUGCUGUUCUUUCUAUAGUUUUGAAAGUGUACUGUUAUACUAGUGCAAAACUGAAAACAAGGAUCUUUGCACUGAUUUUCCUGUGUCUCUUGACAUAAAAGCAUUGGCUUUUUUGAUGAGGGCCACAGCCAGUUCCUUUGGUGUGGUUCAGUGGUUUUGGCCCUGCAGUGAGGGGAUAGUCCCCAGUCUACGGCUUCUGUCUGGUAUCAGAAAUUCAGCAACAGGAUUUCAGAUAAUAAACUAGAAAUACUAGAGAGAAAGUGAACACCAGAGUAGCACGCUGUUAUUUCCUUAGAAGGAAAUGUAGUACUUAUAAAAAUUACCAAGCAACACAUUGUCCUAAAUUUUGUGGAAAUAAAACAUUUAGUAGAUAAUUAGAUAGGAACAGGAGGUUUUUUGAGUCCCUUUGUCCUGUUGUGUUGUCACUUGACUGGUGUGGCUCCACUGUCUCACCUGUUGAAUGUACUGCAGAGUUGAGAUCAGUAAUUUAUUAUUUGCAAAGCACUUCAGGAGCUGUGAUGCUCUGUAAGUAUUAGUUGAAAAUCCCUCAGGAAGGAGGUCCCAUUUUAUUUCAAUACUUUGAUUGCAAUGCUGUAAUCUUGCGUUUUAAUAUUUUUUUAGGGAACCCGUGAUAUUUAUGUUGACUUUAAAGCACUUGGUUGUUGGGUUGUUGUUGUUGUUUGUUUUGUUUUAAAUAUAUAUAUAUCAAUUGAGUUUACCUGCCUCAGUCAGAUUAAAGUAGGGCUGUAAAUGGUGGAUGUUUGAGCCAAAGAUGCAGGCUAUCAACUGAAUAUCUACACUGAUACUGUAUUUUGCUUUGGUUUCUUGAAAUUGGGCCUGUUGUAGUAGUAGCAGUUACUAUAUAUGCAUCACUUUACAGAUGCUUCUAAAUGGAAUAAGCUUUGUCUAAGAUAUGCAUGACUGAUUAAUCGGUUAAAAUGUAGUGUGUGUGAUCUCAUUCAGCAUAUUUAAUACACAGUUGAUUAAUGAAUGUUAACAUUGGAAUUGCUUGGAUUUAGUCAUGACAACUUUUUGCUGUGGCUGUUAGACAAUCUCAAGGGCUGAAAAACAACUGCUAAUGAAUGGAUACUCUGCCGUUCUGUUUGUCAGCAAAUUUGUACAGUAAUUUUUUUGUAUAGUUUCAGAUUGAAUUUGUACAAUUAUUUUAGAAGGUAUUUACAGUAACUACUGUAUUCAAGAAUGUACUUUGAAAAAGACUUGGAAAGUCUUGGGACAAGCUAUAUGUGAUGCUGUGUACUUGCUAUGUAGAAGUAAUGCAGCUCAACUGUGUAAACAUGAUUUAGGUUCCUAGCCCCAGUUGUGUCGCUGUAUGGUGCGAUAAUUCUGUGAAAUUGCUGAGAUUGCUGCCAUCAUCCGCUCAGACUUCAACAUUUGAAGCUGCUGGUGGCUGUGAGGUAAUGGCAGGAGCCAAAGUUUUGUCCUUUUCACUUCAAGGUGUUUCUUUCCUUCCUUUGCCCUCACUGCCUGCCUCUUGUUGCAGAUGUUCUUCUGGCAGGGUAAGAGCACAAGGAAAGAAAGAAAACCCUUCCUCUACAGCCCACUUCCCUAGCACUUAUUCCUCUCACUGAUGAUACGUAAGUGGAGUUGCAGAUGUCAUUGGGCUCUUCCCAUUGAUGUAGUGAAUUCUGUCAAGAGAGAGGAGAAGACCUGAAUUAAUCCGCUUUUGUAGGCUGCAAACCGGUCAUUGGUUAUUACUGAAAGGGAUGAUUUAUUCCAGUAGCUCAUUAGCAAUAUUAAUUCCACAGCUGCAUACCUUUGUGCCUUUUUUUUGCCUGAAGUUAAGUAGAAAUUCCCUUUGAACUUUAGAUAAGUUGUUAAAAUGCUGAUGACUGCACCUUGUUUUCCUCUUACCUGCCAAUAUUUUGUUGUUGGGCUUUUGUAGUAAGAACUCUGCGUAAUAUCUAGAAACGUAAGUACUUACAACAGGUACUAGGUGUACGCUCGGAAUGUUAGCCUGCUUGUAGUAUGCAGCUUUCUUGAAUAUGAAGAGUGAGCAGGAAACUCAAAGCAUAAUGUGAUUCUUUUGUGUGUAUUAAUUGCAGUAUAUCAUUAGUUCAGUAGGGAGGAGUGUCAGGAGCUAUCUUUUAAAAGCACAGCUGACAUAUGUACUGGAUCAGUCCCCAAAGACUGGUAGUUGUGUAAAUUGGGUUCAAUUUUUGAACUGCUCAGAAUACCUCAUAUGUAAAUAGAGUUGUCAUGACUUAAUCAAAAUGUGUUUGUUGUAAAAAGUAAAGGAGCCACUGGCUGGCUCAGCUUUAGGCUUGUUGUUCUUGCCUCAUUUUGUAAUUUUUUUAAAGUAGGGUUUACAGCUAGAAUUUUGAAUGCCAAAGUUCUAUUUAUUAAAUAAUAAUAAAAGUUUUCAUUGUUAAUGACUGGUAUUUUUUCACUGGAAUUUGUUUGUUGAUGUUUGGGAUUUGUAUCCACAGAGCAAAAAUAAAUUUUGUUACAAA